Aspergillus oryzae RIB40 is the source of this 1524-nucleotide messenger RNA. Its product is annotated as UPF0183 domain protein. Gene Ontology annotation, cellular component: trans-Golgi network. NCBI's taxonomy places the organism in Eukaryota, Fungi, Ascomycota, Eurotiomycetes, Eurotiales, Aspergillaceae. Gene Ontology annotation, biological process: Golgi to plasma membrane protein transport. The coding region runs from base 1 to 1524 and encodes 507 amino acids. The record is from RefSeq and is a predicted model, not a curated record. The transcript is spliced from 2 exons.
AUGCGCUCAUCAUCCUCCAGAUUGAUAUCUAUUCUCUAUCACUUCUUGAGCAUUUCUCUCGGCGCUUCGCUUCAUAAUGUACUCAGUCGUGUUAAGGCUCAUCCUCAGACCUACCCCGCAAUAGACAUCGCCUACUCCUCUACAGACCCGAUUCGAGAGCCGGUGACCCUACAACUAUCCUCGAAUGGUCUCCGGCUGCGUUUCGAUGGUCCCGACCAAAGAUUACGUCUGAUCGAAGUACUCGACUUCACCAAGAUCCCCCUAGUGUACAAAAACCAGGAAGUUUUAAAAGGAGGCAAACCGCAGGAACGGGCCGUCUCGCACCAGGGCCCUAGUUUCGGACAUAUUUAUCACCGCCUAUUUGGUCUUUCCUAUCCCGGCGAAUAUAGACCUCCGACUAAUCAGUCACCAUAUGGCACAUAUGUGUUGUCCUACCCCGGGGUGGCCUUUUCAUUCCCCCUCCAACACUCGGCUUGGUCAGACCAGUGUGAUUUUGUAGCGUUGCUUUCUUCCUCGGCAGCCUUGCCGGCCACUUCUAUGGCAAUAUUCCAGGGCGAUUCCUGGCCCGAAGCUCAGGGGAGAUUGUUCACUCAAGAGCAAAAGUAUCCUCGAAACCCGGCCCUAGCAGGCAAGAACAGAGAAUCUGUCCCAGACGAAAUUGAAGAGUUUAAUAUCCUAGGUGCGGGUAAACUUGAGGUCAUUCGGAGAUCGUCACCUACCAGCUACAUCACGCUGUCGGAAACCACUCCGCAAGAUCUCGUGGCGGAGUUUGGGCCGCCCGACGCAAUUUAUCGUAAGCAUGAUAGGAGGAUAACGAUCCACCGCGCUGCUGGCGGGGGUGGUGAAGACCAUAUUCACCUGAGUCCGCCCCCAGGUAGAGGAAUUAACGUGACUGAUACGGACCAGUCGUCGAAUAACAGCGGCACGGAGGAUUCAGACGAAGAGCUCCACCAGCCCCAUAAUUUGGACCCGUCAUCGCUACCCACGGAAUGUUUCCUGAAUUAUUUCCAUCAUGGGUUCGAUGCGUUCGUAUCUUAUCCAACCACCCCUGGGCCUGCAUUUCCGGGAUCCGACCUUCAGGACCCAUCCCCUCCAUCUCCUUCCACUCAGUUGGUAGUGACUAAAAUCAUUCUGCAUGGAAACGUACCAGGAUCAUAUCCGUUCAAUCGCCAUCGACGCAGUCGUUGGAAGAUAAAGCUGGACUCGUCGGGGGAUGCAGUCUCUUCGGAAACCCGCUACGACGAGAUCUCCGAGCGGCUCAGGGAGGUCUGGAAGGGCUCUUACACGAACCCUGCCGAAGAGCGAGCCUUACAGAGGCCCAUGGUACUUAAUCGAGGAUGGGGCGAUAGUCCUGAGAGUAGCGUGGAAUUCCUUGGCGGAUGGGAAGAGAGUACAGGUAAAGGCCAGAGGCCUGGACAGGAUAGUCACGAUGGAGGUUUAGGGAACACGGAACUUUUUGGCUUUCCUGGUCUGCUGUUUGAGGUUAUGAAGAAUAGUGCAGUUAGCUGCUUGACAGUAUAUUAG